UCGCCGCCGCCGCACGCAUCACACCAGCUCGUUGCAAACCGACACGACAGUCGUCGCGAAAGCACACACGCCGUCAGACGUCUCUCUCUCCGUAAUAAUAAAUUUUAAUUUAAAAAAAAAAAAACCCGUAACAUAAUAGAAUAAAAAUUGUACGCGAUCGCGUAUAAACCGGCGGCGACAUAAUAUUGUACCGUCGCGUCGUACACCACCGCGACAGGAAGCAGGGCUAUCACAAUUCACAACAUAGUAUACGGAGUGGACACUGCGACGACGACGACGCCGGAAGACGAUGUGCGUGAACACAGUCGACUUACUGCAGUGAUCGAUGUUAUAAUAAUAUUAUAUAACGCUCUCGAUACAUGCGGAAACCGGAGUAGUGAUCGGGAUCACCGAAGACAUUCCAAAACUUUUCAUCUGGCUGACAUGAGCGGUUGAACUUGGACACUAUACCUACUCAAAAACGCGCACACGUCCGGCGCGAACAGAACUGCACGUCUGCAAGAGGAGCGCAGCGAUAGCCGACGACUUCUCCGCACGAACUCGCGGCAGAUAAAAUGGCAGCUUUUCAAUGGAUAACAGCCUUAACGGUGUUCCAACUGCUGACAAGCAGUUUUUGUCUGGAAAAUGGUUUAGCCAGGACACCACCGAUGGGAUGGUUGGCGUGGGAGAGAUUUAGAUGUAAUACUGAUUGCAAAAACGAUCCCGACAACUGUAUAAGCGAGAAACUCUUUAGGACCAUGACGGACCUUGUGAUAUCCGAAGGGUACGCUGCUGCCGGUUACGAGUACAUAAACGUGGACGACUGUUGGUUGGACUUUGCAAGGUCGUACGAUGGUAGACUACAGCCCGACGCCAAACGGUUCCCCAGAGGAAUGGCCGACCUAUCCGAAUACAUCCAUUCGCGAGGACUGAAGUUCGGCAUCUACGAAGAUUACGGUAACUUCACGUGUGCUGGCUACCCCGGAAUCUUGGGAUCUCUCGAGGUGGAUGCAUUCACGUUCGCUGAAUGGAACGUGGAUUUUGUCAAACUGGACGGCUGUUACUCACUGCCCAAAGACAUGGAUCAAGGUUAUAGUGAAUUCGGCUACCACCUGAACAAAACUGGCAGGGCCAUGGUGUACUCGUGCAGUUGGCCGGUUUAUCAGACCUACGCAGGAUUACAACCCAAUUAUUCGGCUAUCACUUCGAGGUGUAACCUGUGGAGAAACUUCGACGACAUCCAAGACUCAUGGGCAAGUGUGGAAAGCAUAAUUGAUUACUAUGGCGAUAACCAAGACGUCAUUGCGGCUAAUGCAGCCCCAGGACACUGGAACGAUCCGGACAUGCUGAUUAUUGGAAACUUUGGUUUGAGCUAUGAACAGAGUAAGGUGCAGAUGGCUAUAUGGGCCAUACUCGCCGCCCCACUGCUUAUGUCAACCGACUUGAGGACCAUCAGACCCGAGUACAAAGCGAUUUUACAAAACAAAAAAAUCAUAGCCGUCGAUCAAGAUAAAUUGGGAAUCCAGGGCCGCAGGAUUUACAAGCACAAAGGAAUCGAAAUAUGGGCUAGACCGGUAACCCCGAUUUUCGAAAACUACUUCUCUUACGCACUCGCCUUCGUCAACCGCAGGACUGACGGUACGCCGUCCGACGUGGCAGUGGCGUUGCACGAAAUGGGUCUGCUGUCACCCACAGGAUAUAGAAUACAAGACUUGUACGAAGAUGUCGACUACGGAGUACUGUCUCCACAAACAAAGAUCAAGGUCAAAGUGAAUCCCACCGGUGUGGUCAUAUUGAAAGCGGACGUCCAACAGAACUUGAUAAAGCAAAACUUCUACAAACCUUACAACCCGUUCACGCAAGUCUAUCCGCUGAGGACGGCCAACGAUUUCGUGAAAAAAUGAGACCAGGAUCAUCCCCCGACGAGACAAGCUGAUUCAGCAACAAUAUCAAAAACAAAACAAAAAAAUAAAAUCGCUGACGUAAGAAUAAAUAACUACGGAAUGGAACGGAGUACACAGUUCAUCGGGCAACACGUAAUUUUCAAACCGCUGCAAAUUGCCGCUGCUGCGUGUGUACAUGUUAAUAUAAUUUUAUUGUAAAAACGAAAAAAUAAAAAAUUAUAUAUAUUUAUGAAA
Molecule: messenger RNA, 2117 nt
Organism: Metopolophium dirhodum (rose-grain aphid)
Lineage: Eukaryota; Metazoa; Arthropoda; Insecta; Hemiptera; Aphididae
Product: alpha-N-acetylgalactosaminidase
Exons: 10
Coding region: 555-1883 (442 amino acids)
Biological process (GO): oligosaccharide metabolic process; glycosylceramide catabolic process; glycoside catabolic process
Cellular component (GO): cytoplasm
Molecular function (GO): alpha-galactosidase activity
Source: RefSeq, a predicted model, not a curated record